AUGGAAGCAGUUACAGAUGGUACAGCCAAUCAACCAGAACGAAACUUCGAUCUUAAUGCUGAGGUCAAAGACAACAAUGAAGACACGAAAGCUGCAGCAGCAGCCGCGUUGCCAGCUUCUUCAGCAAUAGGUCCUGUGCCUGCUGGCCAAAGUUCGUCCACGGCACCAGAAACCACCACCCACGAAGAAUAUCCAGGUUGGUCGCUUUCAGAAGUCGACAAGAUGGCUAUUGAUCCCUUACAGCUGGCCCAGAUGAGCACGAGGAUGGACGAAGAGGAAGAAGACUAUGACGAAGAAGGAUGA
This is a messenger RNA of Linum tenue, 303 nucleotides long. NCBI's taxonomy places the organism in Eukaryota, Viridiplantae, Streptophyta, Magnoliopsida, Malpighiales, Linaceae. The record is from the annotation of a GenBank genome assembly.